AUGGAGGAGACUUUCACGACAGUGCCUACUGUCGAUUUCGCUCGGCUCAAGAAUCCCGCAACGAAAAGCGAGGAGUUGGCCCGGUUGAGGGACGCUAUUUUCGUAGUGGGGUUUUUAUACCUCCAAUACGACUUUGGCACGCCGGGGAUAGAACGCAAGACCGAUCAAAAUCAAGUUUGGGAGCGACUUGAGGGACCUAACCAGUACCCUAACAUAUCUGGUGCUGAAAGUCUGAUAAAAAGGUACAUCCACGAAAUCACCACCCUGGCUGACGAGUUUGUGCACCUGGUUGCAGAAUCCCUUGGUCUUCCGGCUACUACAUUUGACGACUUUAAAGGAAAUAUGAGUCGUUUAAAGUUUGUCAAGUAUCCCCCCGUCGCACCCAAUUCCCAGGGUGUUGGACCGCAUAAAGAUUCAGCGGGACUCUUCACUUUUCUGUCGCAAGAUGACGCGGGCGGUCUACAAGUCCUCAACAAGAAUGGCGAGUGGAUCGACGCACCGCCGGUGGAUGGAAGCUUGGUAGUCAACAUUCAGCAGGGGUUCGAGGCAAUCACUGGCGGUAUCUGCACUGCAACUACGCACCGCGUGCUUGCGCCUACACAUAGGACUCGAUAUAGUAUACCUUUCUUCCUCGGAGUCAGGCUAGACCUGACCUUGGACGAGCUCAAGGAGACUGCCGCUCACAUCGUCCAGUGCGUGCCAGUCUCCGAUGACACGCGGAAGCGAGCGGUCGAUGUGCCCAGCGAGUUUCUUUCUCCUCUUUACUCUUGUUUUGGCGAGGCGCAUCUCAGAAACCGAGUUCUUAGCCACCCGGACGUGGGGCAGCGAUGGUAUCCAGACUUGUAUGCUAGCCGUAACAUAGCUGAUCAUCAAUUGAUCGCAGCCAUGGUCAACUCUUUCGCCGUCAUCAAGUCCCUGCCGGUGCUGGGCGCAUGCGCGCUGGCCUACACCUUCCCGACUAUCCCGGACGACCUGACCACCCCGUAUCAGCAGCGUCUUGCGGUCACUGGCCCUAAAACGGUCUCGGUUGGCUGGAACACAUAUGAGAAGCUGAACCAGUCCUGCGUCGAGUAUGGCACCACGGCCGAUGACCUCGGAUCCAAGGCCUGCUCGACCAUUUCAACGACGUACGACACUUCGCGCACGUAUUCGAACGCUGUCAACUUGACGGGCCUCACUCCGGCGACAACAUACUACUACAAGAUCGUGUCGGGCAACUCGAGCGUAAACCAUUUCUUCAGCCCGCGCACACCCGGCGAUACCACCCCGUUCAACAUGGACGUCGUGAUCGACUUGGGUGUCUAUGGUUCAGACGGGUUCACGGGCAACGGCUCUUCCAAGAGAGAUACACCCCCGUCGGUCGACCCGGAAUUGAACCAUACCACCAUCAACCGCCUUGCCCAGACUGUCGAUGACUACGAGUUUGUUCUUCAUCCAGGCGAUUUCGGGUAUGCCGACGACUGGGUACUCAAGGUCCAGAACCUGCUGCACGGUGAAAAGGCAUAUCAAGCUAUCCUCGAGCAAUUCUACGGCCAGCUAGAACCGAUUACAAGCCGCAAGAUUUACAUGCCUGGUGCCGGCAACCAUGAAGCCUCUUGCGAGGAGGUCCCUUUCUCUUCCGGCCUUUGCCCCGAGGGACAGAAGAACUUUACCGAUUUACUGCAUCGGUUCGGUAAAACAACGCCGUAUUCCUUCCCUUCCUCGUCCUCCAACAAGACCGCUCAAGCGCUUGCCGAAAAAGCCCAAUCCCUAGCCCAGCCACCGUUCUGGUACUCGUUUGAAUACGGAAUGGUGCACAUUGCCGUGAUCGAUACCGAAACUGAUUUCCCCAAUGCGCCAGAUGGCAAAGAUGGAUCGGCGCAUCUUGGUACCGGGCCCCUGGGCGCACCCAACCAGCAGCUGGACUUUCUCGAGGCUGAUCUCGCCAGUGUCGACCGCAGCGUGACGCCUUGGUUAAUCGUUGCUGGUCAUCGGCCGUGGUACACCACCGGAUCAAAGAGCUGCACCGAGUGCCAGGCCGCCUUCGAGGACCUGUUUUAUAAAUACGGUGUUGAUGUCGGCGUAUUCGGCCACCAGCACAACUCGCAGCGCUUCCAGCCCGUGUACAACAACACUGCUGACCCUAAGGGUCUCAACGACCCGGACGCACCCAUGUACAUUGUUGCUGGAGGAGCUGGUAACAUCGAAGGCCCUGCGGACGUGGGCACCAAGCCCAACUACACGGCCUUUGCUUAUGCGGAUGAAUUCAGCUACGCGACUAUCAAGUUCUUGAACGAGUCGAGCUUGCAGGUCGACUUUCUCAAAUCCUCCACGGGUGAGGUUCUGGACUCGAGUACGCUGUACAAGAGCCACACCGAGUCUUUUGUUGUGCAGUAA
Molecule: messenger RNA, 2376 nt
Organism: Talaromyces rugulosus
Lineage: Eukaryota; Fungi; Ascomycota; Eurotiomycetes; Eurotiales; Trichocomaceae
Exons: 8
Coding region: 1-2376 (791 amino acids)
Molecular function (GO): acid phosphatase activity; metal ion binding
Source: RefSeq, a predicted model, not a curated record